GUGUAUAUUACUCUUAGUGUUUUGAACAUAAUUCUGUUUACCUGUCUACUGGUUCAUUUAAACGUAAUUGGCUUGUUAAAUUAGCAAAUGUGUUACAUUGAUGCUGCACUAGGCUAAUCUCCCGGAGCAUAAACUCACUAAUCUCGACGGAGAAAGAAACUGGUGAAAGGAGGCAAAGAAGCUUGAAGAAUGAAAGAAGAGGAUGAUAUUACAGUGAAACAAGAGGAUGAUAUUACAGUGAAACAAGAGGAUGAUAUUACAGUGAAAGAGGAAUAUGGGAACGAGGUUGUCAAAGUGGAAAAAGGGGUAGGAGCUUUCAGAAUCAAAAAGGAGGAAGAACAUUUUGAAGUAAAAGAGGAGGAUUUCUCAAUAAAAGAAGACGAGACCGAACAUCCGAUUACCACCAGAGAGAGACGUGACAAUCGUGGAUCCUCUGGGGAGCCUCAACAACCUCAUGAAGCUGAAGAGGCAGAGAAGAGUCUCUCCACAUCAGAACACCAGAUGGACAACGCUAGCCGUUCCGUCCUCCCGGAGUCCCAGUGUCGUGCCUCUCCCGGGAUGAAGAGGUUGUCUGUGCUGCUGGUGGACUGCAGGAAAGCAACAGGGCUGAGUGGAACUGUGAGAGGAGGAGGAGAGAAGACCGGAUCAGAUUUGACACAUAAAAAAAUUGAGAGUGACACAGAAGGAAUGGAUGAGGACUCUGUGAGUGAUCUGAGUUUGGAUUCCAGCGCGGAUGACAUGUUUUUGGAAGAAGAUACACUUUUCGAUCAUGGCACUGACCCCGACUGGGAGCCCCCAGUGCCAACUUGUCCAUCCCCCUCUGAAGCUGGUUCAUCCAGCUGUACCCCUGCUGUCUCUGGCUCCACACCUCCCGGGCCGUCUAGAGGACCGACAAAGAAGAGGAAGAGGGGAAGAAGUGUGCCACCCGCUAACAGAGGGACAGACUGGCGUUGGCACACCGUCCUAGAAGACGAUGUGGAGCCACCCAAACCGACCUUUAGGCCGAAAAGGAAGCCAGGACCUCAGCUAAACAUGACUGCUACGUACAGCCCCCUUCAGCUUUUUCAGCUGUUCUUCACCCAAUCCGUUGUAGAGUCGCUCGUGUCCAACACGAAUAAGAAUGGGAAGAAGAAGCAAGCAGGCAAAACGGCAGCAUGGAAGCCCAUAACCACGGCAGACUUUUUCUGCUACCUUUCUCUGGUCAUCUACAUGGGGCUUGUGAGGCUGAAAAGCCUGAAGGCCUACUGGAAAACGUCAUCUCUCUACCAACUGCCUUUCCCCUCGACUGUUAUGUCCCGCAAAAGGUUUCUGGUUCUCUCCCAGGCGCUUCACAUCUGUGACCCAAAGGUCGAUGAAGAGAAUGAGAAGAAGAGAGGCACAGCGAGGUUUGAUACACUGUGCAAAAUCAAACCUCUCUACCACAGCAUUGUCGAAGCCUGCAAGACGUACUUUCAGCCAGCCCAGAACGUGUCAAUCAAUGAGAGGAUGGUGGCCUCAAAGGACAGCAUUGGCCUCCAACAAUACAUGAGAAACAAACCAACCAAGUGUGGUCUGAAGCUGUUUGUGUUGGCUGAUUCUGCGUGUGCCUACACGUGCAAUUUCUUUGUCUACGAGGGGAAGAACAGUUUUGCUACCGGUAAGGAACUCUGCUAUGCCUCUGUAAUGGCGUUGUUGGAUUUUCAACUGCUGGGGAAGGGCUACAAACUGUUUGUGGACAACUUCUACACAAGCCCUGCCCUGUUUGCAGACCUGAGGAAGCUGGGGGUGUGGGCUUGUGGCACCAUUCGUACCACCAGGGUGGGCUUCCCGAAGACUAAGGUGGACGACAUGCCCAAGCAGGCUGAGCGCGGGACCAUGCGAUGGAUCCGAGAAGAUGGCCUGCUGUUUGUGAAGUGGAUGGACGCCAGAGAGGUGGUGAUGUGCUCCACAAUCCACAAGUCCUUCAGUAGCGAUCACGUCAUCAGGCGUGUGAAGGACGCUACUGGGGCAUGGACCACAAAAAGUGUCCCCAUUCCUGCAGCCAUCAAGGACUACAACCAGAGCAGAGGAGGUGUAGACUUGUCAGACGCUCUUAUAGGGUACUACAAUGUUCUCCAUAAGACAAGGAAAUGGUACAAGACAUUGUUUUACCAUUUCAUUGACAUUGCUGUGGUGAAUGCCUUCAUCCUCCAGAAGGAAAUGGCUAAGAGCUGUGGACAGCCCCCCAUCUCACAGCUGGUAUUCAGGGAGCAGCUCGUCCGUGAGCUUGCUAGCUACAGCAGGUCCACUGCAGCACCUUCAGUCCCCUCUACCUCUGUCCCUUCUGCUCCUUCAACCAGUGGUUUGCACAUGCUGAAAUUCCUUACUGCAGGCGAGAAUGAGUGCAAAAGGAAUUCAGUAAGGAGGCUUCGUUGUGCUCUUUGCCACAAGAAAUCCUCUGUCGGCUGCAGCACCUGUGAAGUGACCCUCUGCUUCACAGCAGAAAGAGACUGCUAUGCGCUGUGGCAUCAGAAGCACAAUAUUGUGUAGAGGGUCUUCACAUUAUUGAACAUUGAGUGUAAAUAGUUUCCCUUGUUAUUAUUAUUGUUUUGGAAAUGUCUAUUUUUUUUCUUCAAUUUUCCAAAAUAUAUUUUUCCGGUAUGUUGGAAUAAUUUUUUUGUAUUUUGUAUAUAGUUUUUUUCAGCAAUGUACCCAUGUACCAAUUCGGCCACUUGGGUACAUUUGGUAAACUUGUGAGGGACACCUGGGUGACUACAUACCCAAUGGCAUGUACCUCACUCAUUCCUAGAGGUAUCUGUCUGAAACUUUGGGCAAAUACUGUUUCCUGGUUAGUCUCUCAUUUGAAAGUAUCCACAGUAGCAUAACUGAAUAUUUUGAUGUUCUAGUUGAUUUUAAAGAUGCUACAACAAUAAAAG
Molecule: messenger RNA, 2894 nt
Organism: Oncorhynchus gorbuscha (pink salmon)
Lineage: Eukaryota; Metazoa; Chordata; Actinopteri; Salmoniformes; Salmonidae
Product: piggyBac transposable element-derived protein 4-like
Exons: 5
Coding region: 190-2508 (772 amino acids)
Source: RefSeq, a predicted model, not a curated record